Pantherophis guttatus is the source of this 1714-nucleotide messenger RNA. RefSeq names its product natterin-3-like. The record is from RefSeq and is a predicted model, not a curated record. NCBI's taxonomy places the organism in Eukaryota, Metazoa, Chordata, Lepidosauria, Squamata, Colubridae.
AUGAGCCAUUUUAGUGUAGUGGUUUAUGCAUCAGGCAAAAAACAAGGAGGCCUUAGGCACAAAGGACAGCAAUUGCCAUAUCAAAAGCCUUGGACUUCUGAAAGAGAUCCCAAGAUGCAUCUACUGUUCUGCACUCUCUUCCUUUCACUGAUCAUAGAUGGGCCCCUGGCCAAUGAAGUCAACAGUAAUCUUGAACUCCAAAAGAGAACAGUGAAGAAAAAUCCUCCACAGUUGAUCCCAGAUGAACCCAACAGUGCUCAAGACCAGAAUGAUGACAUCCAACAUUCUAGUAGAAAUGUUAGCGUUUUCUACGAAACUACUAUGAGUUGGACUUUAUUCCCAGGAUCUCUACCCACCGGAGCUGUGUCUUACUGGAAUAGCUAUGCUGGCAGAUGGGAAUAUCCUUGCAUUGAACAGUGCUGCGCUGCUGGCUACUACAGUCCAAGCCAGGGUCCUUACUGCUAUUACCCAUACGGAAACAAAGAAUAUUCCACUUCUGAGUUCUGGAUUUUGGUGAAUGGACAUGACUUUGAAACCCUAAGCUGGAGAGGGGGUUCAUGGGGUAAAGUCCCACCCAACUCCAUCAACACCUGUGCAGGUAUAAAUUUAUAUGUUGGUAAAAAUAAGUAUGGAUUAGGGAAGGUAGAUACUAAAAAUCAAGCUUUCUUCCUUGGUUGGAAUGGUAAGGAGUACUGGUAUAAACACUAUGAUGUCCUGACCAUUAAUAAGGACUAUCGCUCACAGAGCAUCUCCAGUGUCAGGUACUUUCUAGACCAGGGAUCAUUCACUGAAUCAGGCAUAUCCAUAGUCUCUAGCAAAGUUACCAACCAUGAUUGUAGGCCAGUGAAGAAGUCAACCACCUUAUCAGGAACAGUGACCUCUGAACAUAGCUGGGAUGUGGGCCUUUCCUUCUCUCAGGGCAUAGGCUUUACAAUGACAGCAGGGAUACCUGAAGUCUUCGGAAUAUCAUGGGGCAUUUCAUCAGAGAAGACAUUUAACUGGACUAAAGGUUACACACGGAGUGAAUCAAUCACUUACUCUGACACAGUUGAAGUUGAAGUCCCACCCAACCACCACUGUGAACUGGAAAUGGGUGGCAUGAAAAUGAGAGCGAGUAUUCCCUUCAAUGCUACUGCUACUCGUUACUAUCAUAGUGGAGCAACCCGAAUUGCCCCCAUCCAAGGUACCAGUCAAAAUGCAAUUGUGGCUCAAGUACGAACAGUGAUCAAGAGGUGUGAACCUAUCCCAGAUGCACUUCCAUGUAGUACAGAAAUCCCAGAAGUGAUCUUCUAGCCAGGUUAAUGAUUGUGUUCUCACAUAUGCUCAGCCUAGUUCAUGAAUUAAUCUAAUUCAUGGAUUCUUCACUACACUGAAUUUAUCAAAUGAAUGGGCUUGUUCAACAUAUUAGCCAUUUUAAAAAAAAUAAUUAAAAUCAAGAGUAGUAUUUUAUAUGAAUGCAGCCGCUAAGUUUUUAUUACUAUGGCUGACAUUCUGAAUAAACUAUACUAGAGAAAGGCUAAUACUGGAAUUAAUGACCAUAAAAGUUCCACUACAAAAUGAAGCUGUUCUCUUUUUGUAUUCAGUGUGCAUUUUCUACUCUUUAUCUUGUCCUCCUCUUCCAAUGGUUGAUCUAAUGUUGAACUUUCUUUUCAUAGCUAGUGAAAUACUGCUACUGUACAAAAGUAACAUUAAAAACAUUCAAAAAUGGUUUAAA